GUUGGACAACAAAGAUGGCAGGAGGAAAUAGCAAUUACUGGGAAGAUCUGCGGAAGCAGGCCCGGCAACUUGAAAACGAGCUAGACCUGAAGCUCGUUUCCUUCAGCAAGCUAUGCACGAGUUACAGCAGCUCACGCGAUGGCCGUAGAGGAGACAGUUUUGCUCACUCUCUGGCCUCUAGUUCUGAUACAACACCCCUCCUUAACAACUCGACCCAGGACAGAAUGUUUGAUACCAUGUCAGUGGAGAUUGAGCAGUUACUGGCAAAGCUCACAGGAGUUAAUGACAAGAUGGCAGAAUACACCAGUGCACCCGGUGUGUCGUCCCUUAACGCUGCACUGAUGCACACUCUCCAGAGACACAGAGACAUCUUACAGGACUACACACAUGAAUAUCACAAAACCAAAGCAAACUUUUUGGCUUUCAGGGAAAGAGAGGAUCUCUUGGGAUCUGUUAGAAAAGAUAUUGAGACGUACAAGAGCGGCUCAGGGGUCAACAACAGAAGGACAGAACUUUUUCUGAAAGAACACGAGCAUCUGAGAAACUCAGAUCGACUUAUUGACGACACAAUAAGCAUUGCCAUGGCAACCAAGGAGAACAUGACCUCUCAGCGGGGCGUGCUGAAGUCCAUACAAAGCAAGGUCAACACUCUGACCAAUCGUUUCCCAGCCAUCAAUAACCUCAUCCAGCGAAUCAACCUGAGGAAGAGACGGGACUCGUUAAUUCUGGGCGGAGUCAUCGGCGUCUGCACCAUCCUGCUACUGCUUUACGCAUUUCACUGACAGAUAACGGGAGACGUCCGGUCACCCUUUUUUUGUUUUGGCAGGGGGCGG
Chanos chanos (milkfish) is the source of this 833-nucleotide messenger RNA. RefSeq names its product golgi SNAP receptor complex member 1 (gene gosr1). Gene Ontology annotation, cellular component: SNARE complex; Golgi membrane; cis-Golgi network. Gene Ontology annotation, biological process: vesicle fusion; endoplasmic reticulum to Golgi vesicle-mediated transport; inter-Golgi cisterna vesicle-mediated transport. The record is from RefSeq and is a predicted model, not a curated record. Gene Ontology annotation, molecular function: SNAP receptor activity. NCBI's taxonomy places the organism in Eukaryota, Metazoa, Chordata, Actinopteri, Gonorynchiformes, Chanidae. The transcript is spliced from 9 exons. Bases 15 to 782 code for a protein of 255 amino acids.